Messenger RNA from Lingula anatina, 1611 nucleotides. Its product is annotated as eukaryotic translation initiation factor 3 subunit J-A. Gene Ontology annotation, cellular component: eukaryotic translation initiation factor 3 complex; cytoplasm. The record is from RefSeq and is a predicted model, not a curated record. Lineage: Eukaryota; Metazoa; Brachiopoda; Lingulata; Lingulida; Lingulidae. Gene Ontology annotation, molecular function: translation initiation factor activity.
CUAUCAAUGGACACGAGACUAAUCGCAAGUCUCGAACAUGUCGGAUGACGCAUGGGAUGCCGAUGAUUUCGAUCCUGAUAAGGGAUUCGAAGCCGUAAAAGUGCCAGGAGUAAGUAACGACAAAUGGGAGGGUGAAGAUGAAGAGGACGCAGUCAAGGAGAGCUGGGAAGAUGAGGAUGAAGAAAAAGUAGAUCUCCAAACGACAGUGGCCCCCAAGAAAAAGAAAAAGACUGUGAAGGAAAAGAUUGCAGAAAAAGAAGAAAAGAAGAGGUUGGAACAUGAGGCAAGGAUAAAAGCUAUGGAGGCAAUGACACCAGAGGAAAAAUUAGCAGAAAAACUUAGACUCCAGAAACUGCAGGAAGAAGGAGAUCUGGAGAUAGCCAAGGAAACUUUUGGCAUGCAGCAAGGUCUUGGGAAGACGGGAAUUGAUGCUAUGCACCCAGUGUCAAAAGAUGAGUUUGAGGAAUUCGAAAAAGCACUGAAGGAUAAACUUAUACAGUAUGAAAAAUCUGCAUUUUAUGUAGCUUUUCUAGAAAAUUUGUUUAGAGAUGUCACUGCUGGAUUGGAGGUUGAUGAUGUAAAAAAAUUAGCUAGCACAUUGAAUGCAAUUUCAAAUGAAAAGACAAAAGCAGAAAAAGCCUUAAAAGGGAAGAAAAAGAAAAAAGCAAGUAGCCUUAAUGUGGGACGAGGAGAUAUAAUGGACAGUAUUGGUGCAGCUGAUGAUUAUGGAGAUGAAUUUGAUGAUUUCAUUUAGCACCAGAUUAGAUUGCUAUUGAUAAACUUUUUCAAGAAAAUUCAGGGUUACUUAAAACAUCAACUCUUUUGCCAGAAACAACCUGUAAUACCUGGCUAAAUUGGAAGUAAUCACUAAUGACUUUUCUGAAUUGAUUUUUAUAGGACAAUUUUUAUGAAGAUAUUUUUGGUAGAUGGGGCAGCUAUUUAUACAAUAUAUAUAUUCUCAAACACUGACUAUGCUUGCAAUUGAUUCCAACCAGCCUCACCGUUUCACAGUAAGAUAUAUUGCUAGACUUCACAGAUUGAAAGUGAAAGUGACUGCCCUGUUAAUUUGUAUGCUUACAAAUAUUCCGAUAUUUUGGUUUCUCUUUAUAAAAUAAGAAAUUUUGGUUAUAUUUAUGUAAGUGGGGGUUAUAAUAGUUUCAGAUCAAUGAUUGAAAUCCCAGUUCGGAAGUGCGUUAAAGAAAUGCAGGAGAAUUUCCUGGCGACAAUUUUCUGGUACUUCCUUAUUAUAGAUUCUUAUUUCUUGAAUUUUACUAAACGAAGACGGUAUUCUUUUUAGGAGAAAUGGGAGCAUAAGAAUGUCCAUAAUUGGAAGGUGUGUGCCUGGGUUUUCUUGAUGACGCUAUGAACCAUAUUUCAUUUGUCUUCAUAAGUGUUUGUGAAAAUGAAGUCUUCCUUAAACCAUUUCUAUAGACUUAGAAUAUUGUCCUGCAAAACUAACUGACCACAUAUGAUAUAUAGAACAUGCUCUAAACAAAAAUGUUCAUCGACGAAUUUUUGUGAAAUUAUUUGUUAAAACAAGUUAAAACGGCGUUUGAGCUGUUUUUCAUUAAUGUAAUGAAACGUCUAUUAAAGUCUGGAAUAGCAUGUCAA